Molecule: messenger RNA, 1476 nt
Organism: Orbilia oligospora ATCC 24927
Lineage: Eukaryota; Fungi; Ascomycota; Orbiliomycetes; Orbiliales; Orbiliaceae
Exons: 2
Coding region: 1-1476 (491 amino acids)
Source: RefSeq, a predicted model, not a curated record
AUGGCAGCAGCAGGAACAGCAGCAGCGGCAGCGGGUGUUUUGUCCAUCCACUCUCCAGAUACAGGUCUAUUCAGUCCGGUACAUGGGCGGCCCAUCCGACCUCUCCCAAAGAGAACCCUCCGAGACCGUCUAUCACCCGAGUCCUCAAAGGCCAUUUUAAGUCCUCCUGCGCCCCCGAAUCCCACGCCUCUCUUCUAUCUACCGUACACAUAUCCACCACCGCCGGGUGGAUCUACCGGUUCGCCGUCCGGUCAUGGUAGCCAUGAGCAGAAUGAUUCGUCGGACGAAGAUGAUGUCUCAAAUGCAUCCGUUGGUCGUUUUAGCAGCAGCGGUCAGCUAGAUGAUGCGCACGACCAGGGAAUAGGUGGUCCCAAUGAUGGAGGCUAUGAUUGGUCCGAAAACACCAAUAACAAGAAGAAACGCAAGAUUCCUACACCCGCUCAUCCUGGCGGGGCAAGUUCAAAUGGGUUUACUACCACCGGUCAUAACUACGCCACUCAGUACUCCCAGGUAUCUACCGGGACCUCAGUUCACUCGACUCCCCGACGAUAUAGAUCUGCUGGGACUCAGAGGUCUCCUCUAUCAACACUAUCGAGUGGUGGCAAUGGUGGGAUGAGGAGAGUUAAAAGAUUUCCCGGAACGCCUUCUGUAGCCUCUGGAGCAUAUUCGGAGAGUGGAAGCAAGUCUCCUGGCGCGGGUGGCACAGAUGAUGCUCCAAACACCCCAGACAAAGAAAACCGAUUUGAAAGACCUGGGAUCAAUGCUCCAACAUCCCCAUUCACAUUCAAAUGUGAUUCGCCGGUUUCCGCGAACUUAGCCUACUCCCACCCGCCACCGAAUGUCGGUGCGAACUAUCAGAGAUCAAUGUCGACGGUUGGGACUCAGACAUCACCGAACAUGUCUGGAAAUAACUCUUACCCACAGCAACAGAAGAAGAAAAGCGCAGCGAGGGCAGCCGCAAGGAGGGAAUAUCUCCAACAGCAGCGCCUGAAGCAACGGCAUGCAAAUGGAAACAAGGGCGAAAUUUGGAUAUGCGAAUUUUGCGAAUACGAGGCUAUCUUCGGUCAGCCACCCGAAGCUUUGAUGCGGCAAUACGAUAUCAGAGAUCGCCGGGAGCGAAGAGAGCGAAAAGAAGCCGAGAACAGACGACGACGGGCUGAAGAGAGGUUGCAGAGAAAGGGCAGAAAGACGAGCACUAAAAAUACCAAGAAGCAGCAUGCGCAUACCAAUGUCCACAGCUCAGCUCACAAUGCCCCGCCCCCACCCCCACCACCAAGCCAGACCGAUUCGCAAGGCACCCAAUCUGACCAUACCCCAAUUCCAUCGGCUACUACUACACCAGCAUUGAAACCCCAUCAUCCUGGAAAAAAUCACCAUCACCAUCAUCAUCACCACGUCCAUGGUGAUGGCUGCCAGCAUGAUCAUCGUGAGUACGGUAAUGGAACGGCGUAUCGGAAUGGUCACGGCGGAUCAUGA